UUGGCUGCUGAGCUGCUGGGUGACUCUGACCAAUAGCCAGCGGGGAAACCUGUUCCCCCGGCCCGGGGACUAACACUCGUCGUAGACGCCCUGCGCUACUCGCCGCGAAGACAUGGUGCUCGACGGAUCGACGACCUAGUUUGAAAACACAGACAAUCGGAAUGCAAACGUCUGCGAAUCUAUCGGAGAAUAUGAGCAAGGAGGACUCGCAAUGCCAACCCGCUUCACUGAAGUUUACUAUCGAUAACAUCCUCAAUCUGAAGUCGAGUAGCAGAACGGCAGACAGUUGCCGUUCAAAGGCACUGCUUGCGCCAAUCUACCGAGAUGAAUGUCCUCACCAGCCCGGCAACUGUGAGGAUGUACCCGUUCGUGCCGAAGACACCAGGCUGCAGGGCACUGAUCAAAUGCACACCGACAGAGAUGCAACGUUCAGUCGUGUUGUGCGCGCGCAGGGCUCCCCGACGACCGUGGACGCACGCUGCGAGAGCGCGGACAGCUACGACGACGGCGGUGUCGCUGCACCAAGGAGCAGCCCCAAGAAGAGCAAAAUGACGGCGAAAAAGAAGACGCGCACGAUCUUUUCCAAGAGACAGAUCUUCCAACUGGAGUCUACGUUUGACAUGAAACGGUACCUAAGCAGCGCCGAACGCGCGUGCCUGGCGAACUCCUUGCAGCUCACCGAGACUCAGGUUAAAAUUUGGUUUCAGAACCGACGGAAUAAGUUAAAAAGACAGCUGUCCACGGAAAUGGAUGGACCAAAUGUCGAAUUGGGUGAUGGUGGAAAGACAGUGCAGCUUCCAUCUCUCUAUAAAGAGAACAGUUUAUUGGGGAGGUGCGUCCUACCCAUGCCUCUGCCUGUCCUGUAUCCUGGAGCUACUGCGCCUUACUUCUGCUUCUCAAAUACCGGCAAAUACUUCAGCCUCUUCGAAGGGGACAUCUGACUCAAAAUGCCACUCUGAAAAGUCAAUAUUUUCUGUCCUUAUGACAAGAUCUUCAAAAUGGACCAAACCCACGUCGGUUACAAGUAGCUGCUGUUUGUCUCCUUUUUCAGUCGUGUUUUUUUUUUUAAAUGUGCCGAGAUUUAAACGUCGGCGGGCGAGGAACUGGCUUGAAAUUCUAUGCAACGUUGAUGUUAUUUAUUAUAAAUAGCAACUAUUUUGAUACAGCCCAACUAUCGUUGUUUUAUACUUUUGUGGCAUCAGACUGAGCAGCAGCCAUACUUGAGUUCACGCGCCAAUGCCAAUCAUAUUUUCCUCACGUGACAAAAACAUACUACAAAUGUUUUUACUACUACUACUACUACUACUAUUAUUAUUAUUAUUAUUAUUAUUAUUAUUAUUAUUAUUAUUAUUAUUAUCUUCUCCAAAGAUUAAUUGUUGCAUGCAUUUCUAUAGACUAUUGAAUACAGGACUAAUUCCUGAAUUAAUGCAAUUAAACAUAUUUAAAUGAAUGUAAUUGUUAUUCUGUUUCAUUAAUCGCAUGUUUAUGUUUUUCAUCUUAAUUUCUUAGAGUAUA
Electrophorus electricus (electric eel) is the source of this 1515-nucleotide messenger RNA. It is a transcript of the gene hmx4, whose product is annotated as H6 family homeobox 4. Gene Ontology annotation, cellular component: nucleus. The record is from RefSeq and is a predicted model, not a curated record. Gene Ontology annotation, molecular function: DNA-binding transcription factor activity, RNA polymerase II-specific; RNA polymerase II transcription regulatory region sequence-specific DNA binding. NCBI's taxonomy places the organism in Eukaryota, Metazoa, Chordata, Actinopteri, Gymnotiformes, Gymnotidae. Gene Ontology annotation, biological process: regulation of transcription by RNA polymerase II.